GUGAGCUAUGAUGAUGUGCAUGUGAACUUCACCCAGGAAGAGUGGGCUUUGCUGGACCCUUCUCAGAAGAGGCUUUACAAAGUUGUGAUGCUGGAGACAUAUAAGAAUCUCUCUGCUAUAGGCUACAUUUGGGAAGACCAUACAAUUGAACAGCAUUUUCAAAGUUCCAGAAGUCAUGGAAGGCAUAAAAGACAUCGAACUGGAGAGCAACCCUCUGAGUUGAUUCAACAUGGUAAAGUCUUUGCGUAUCAAUGUCAUACCCUAAAGCAUGAAAUUAUUCAUAUUAGAGAAAAACCUGUUGGAUAUAUGAAAUAUGGUGAGGCUUCUGUUCUAAGCAGUGAUCUCCAAAUACAGAAACGAACACAUACAGGAGCAAAAUCCUAUGAAUGUAACCAGUGUGGUAAAACCUUUGCAGGAAUUGGUGGUCUCCAAUAUCAUAUAAGAACACAUACAGGAGAGAAACCAUAUGAAUGUAACCAGUGUGGUAAAACCUUUGCAGGAAGGGGUAGUCUCCAAUAUCAUAUAAGAACACAUACAGGAGAGAAACCCUAUGAAUGUAUUCAAUGUGAUAAAGCCUUUGCACGAAGAAGUGAUCUGAAAUAUCAUAAAAGAACACAUACAGGGGAGAAACCCUAUGAAUGUACUGAAUGUGGUAAAGCCUUUGUACAAAGCAGUUAUCUCCAAAAACAUAAACGAACACAUACAGGAGAGAAACCCUAUGAAUGUAACCAUUGUGGUAAAGCUUUUUCAUACAGCAACGUUCUCCAAAUACAUAAACGAAUACAUACAGGAGAGAAACCCUACGAAUGUAACCAUUGUGGUAAAGCAUUUACAGCAAGGGCUGGUCUCCAGUAUCAUAUAAGAACACAUACAGGAGAGAAACCCUAUGAAUGUAUUCAAUGUGGUAAAGCCUUUGCACGAAGCAGUGAUCUCCAGUAUCAUAGAAGAACACAUACAGGAGAGAAACCCUAUGAAUGCAAUCAAUGUGGUAAAGCCUUUGCACAAAGCAGUAGUCUCCGAAUACAUAAACGAACACAUACAGGAGAGAAACCCUAUGAAUGUACUCAAUGUGGUAAAGUUUUUUCAUAUAGAAAUGUUCUUCAAAUACAUGAACGAAAACAUACAGAAUGGAAACCCUAUGAAUGUAAUCAAUGUGGUAAAGCCUUUGCAUGAAGCAGUGGUCUACAGUAUCAUAAAAGAACACAUACAUGAGAAAAACCCUAUUAA
Molecule: messenger RNA, 1227 nt
Organism: Rattus rattus (black rat)
Lineage: Eukaryota; Metazoa; Chordata; Mammalia; Rodentia; Muridae
Product: zinc finger protein 239-like
Exons: 3
Source: RefSeq, a predicted model, not a curated record